This is a messenger RNA of Prunus avium (sweet cherry), 1854 nucleotides long. Lineage: Eukaryota; Viridiplantae; Streptophyta; Magnoliopsida; Rosales; Rosaceae. The record is from RefSeq and is a predicted model, not a curated record.
CGCAUGGGAUGCUUGUAAGUUGUAACCAACAAAAAAAAGUAUCGCAUCAUAUGCUCUAUUGGAAAAUGAGAACAAAGCAAACAGAGUGGACGCCGUCGCGUUUACUGAUAAAUUAAAACCGAAGUAUAAUCUAUCUCUGCAAUCGGACCGACUGACAGUAGCGACCAAUGGCGGAGGUCGAUGCUCAUACACAAGAAGAGUUCUUUGACGUCCUCACCAAAACCGGACAGAAGACCGGCAUUUCCAAGCCCAGAGGAGAUGUUCAUCGAGACGGAGAUUACCAUCGAGCUGUACAUGUGUGGAUUUUUGCUGAGAGUACACAGGAACUUCUUAUCCAACGACGAGCUGACUGCAAGGAUUCAUGGGCGGGGCUGUGGGAUAUCUCAAGUGCUGGACACAUAUCCGCUGGUGAUUCGUCACUCAUAACAGCUCGGAGGGAGCUUCAAGAAGAGCUAGGUGUAACACUUCCAAAGGACGCAUUUGAAAUGAUAUUUGUUUUUCUUCAAGAGUGUGUAACAAAUGAUGGAAAAUUCAUCAAUAAUGAAUUCAAUGAUGUAUAUUUGGUUACAACUGUAGAUCCAAUCCCUCUUGAGGCAUUUACUCUUCAGGAAACAGAAGUCUCUGCUGUUAAAUAUAUUUCUUACGAGGAGUAUAGAAGCUUACUUGCUAAAGAAGAUCUUGAGUACGUCCCCUAUGAUGUAAAUGGGGAAUACGGUCAGCUUUUUGACAUAAUUGCAAGGAGGUACAAGGAGAACACUAUAGCUCGAAGUUUAUCUCUACAAAAGCAACUCCAACGUUAUGCUCCUGUUUCCCUCAGUGCCGAGUUAACAGGGCUUACAGAUGCAGACAGAGAGGCUCUGCUGUUACUAAUUAAGGCUGCAGCAAUUAUGGAUGAAAUCUUUUGCCUGCAGGUUUGGUACAGUAAUCCAGUUCUUCAAGAUUGGUUAAAGGAGCAUGCUGAUACAUCACAGUUAGACAAAUUGAAAUGGAUGUAUUACGUAAUUAAUAAGAGUCCAUGGUAUGUCUUCUUCAACUUAGUUUUCUUUCAGGUGUAUACUAUGCACAUGCGAUUUUUACCUACAAAUGUACCGUGUGCCAUGUGUAUGUGCGCGCGUGUGUGUGUGUGUGUUUUGAAGAGGUUUCUUCACAGCAAGGCCGAUGCUUUUCUUUCAAAUGACUACUAUGACUCAGAUAUAGCCUGGAUGGAGUUGGACUCAAAGCUGGAUGUUACUAUUGGUCCAUAUGAAACAUAUGAAGAUGCUCUUUUUGGAUAUAAGGCUACAUUUGAAGCAUUUAUUGGAGUUCGGGAUGACAAAGCAACAGCUCAAUUAAAACUUUUUGGUGAUAAUUUGCAGGUUCUGGAGCAAAAUCUCCCACUGGACAAUGUGUACAAGUCUAAAGAUGUGAUUUCUGCUCCUAUUCGAGUCAUCGAUCUUCUUUAUAAUGCAGGAGAUGUAAAGGGUCCUCAAACUGUUGCUUUUAAUCUACCAAAUGACGAGCGUAUAGUAAAAGAUCGAGGAACAUCAAUGGUCAUGCUGAAGAAUAUCUCAGAGGCUAAGUUCAAGCACAUUCUUCAGCCUAUAGCCGAUGCUUGUAUUACAAAGGAACAACAAGAACUUGUAGAUUUUGAAUCUUUCUUUACCCACACAAUUUGCCAUGAGUGCUGCCAUGGGAUUGGACCUCAUAGCAUAACACUUCCAAAUGGUAGAAAGUCUACAGUGAGAUUGGAACUGCAAGAACUCCACUCCGCUCUGGAAGAAGCAAAAGCUGAUAUAGUUGGCCUUUGGGCGUUGAAAUUCCUAAUCCACAAGGUGCGUGGCCAUAUAUUUUCUUGACCGUGCUUUACAUCACUUU